Scomber scombrus (Atlantic mackerel) is the source of this 2011-nucleotide messenger RNA. RefSeq names its product EF-hand and coiled-coil domain-containing protein 1. The transcript has 10 exons. NCBI's taxonomy places the organism in Eukaryota, Metazoa, Chordata, Actinopteri, Scombriformes, Scombridae. The record is from RefSeq and is a predicted model, not a curated record.
AUGGAGCGUGCUGCGUUGGCUCUGCAGUGCGUCCAGCCCUCGCCCCGAGCAGCGCGUAAAAGCGAGUGGCUACGGAGCGCACUGGCCCAUCACCACUGCCCUGAUCCCAGUGUAGAGAACGAAAUCGUAGUCUUGGCCACUGGAAUAGAUCAAUACCUGCAGGAGGUCUUCCACCACCUUGCUUACACCAACCGGGACGAUACGGUGUCUGCGGAGGAUUUCACCUCACUCUGCGCAGUGCUGGGGAUCACUGGAACUGAGAAAGGAAAGACGAAAGGACAGAAAGGAGUAACUGGAGAUGCAGAGAAAGAGGAAGAGGACGAAGAGUUCAAAGAUGUAUGUUCAGGGCUGCCCAGCCAGCUGUCCUUUAAAGACUUUCACUCGCGCCUCUGUGGGUAUUUCCGUGUGCGCAGUUUGCGCAGAGGCACCAGGGAGUGUGCCUGGCGUCUGCCCGUUACUGAGGACACGGAGCUGGUGGAGAGACAGAUCCGGCUCCGGUGGCCGCGCGUCAGGAGGAGAAAAUGUGUCAGUUUUGAUCUGACGAGAGAUCAGAGUGGACCAGCUCACAGACCUAGUAAAGGUCGAACCACAGAAGACCUUUAACAGUCUCUUUCUUCUCCAGAGGAGGUAGCAGCUCUGAGGGAGUUGGUGGAGGACCUCCGUUCAGCACUGCAGGGGAGCGAUGCUCGCUGCCUGGCGCUGGAGGUGGCCCUCCGACGCGAGAGGAGCCGCACCCUCCCCUCUGCCUCCAGCUUUAAGUCUACUGUUUCGUCUCCUACAACUUCCAUCACCCUCAUACAGGGAAAACUGGUGCCAACUCUCAGAAUUAAAGGACAGUCUAGUGCUGGAGGUGACAGGGAGAGGAGGUCAUUGAGGAGACGGGACAUGAGAGACCCCCUCUUAAGGGAGUUGAAGCUCAUCCGCUCCUCACGUGACGGGCAGCUGGAGGAGGCCAUCAAAUUUAAUGAGCGUCUGGAGGAGGAGGUGCGAUGGGCGUACCAGGAAGUGCGCAAGCUGCAUGGGGUGGAGGGUGCAUUGAGGAAGGAGAAUGCUCAAAUCAGGAGGCGAGCGGAGGAGGCCAGGGAGGCUCUGAGCUUGGGGCUUGAGAGGGUUCGGAUGAUCCAGGAACAGGCCCAGUCUGUGCCGCAGCUCCAGUCCAGGAUCACACAGCUAGAGACUGAGCUGCAGCAGUACAGGUACAAACAAUAUGUGUGCAGAUGUUUGAGCACCCAGCAACAAACAAAAAAAGACCCAAGUGAUGCAGAGGGUCUGCAGAGAGCAGUGGAGGGGAGAGCUGCAUCCGAUGAAGAGGAGGAGGACAGGGGAAUGAGUGAGGAAGGACAGUGCUGCCUGAUGGAGGUGAAGAAGCAGAUCAGCCGACUGCACAGCUGCAGGAAAGGCUGUCAGAAGCAUGUGGUCCACCAGCUGCUAUCUCAGAGCCACCUGCAUGACAAAAACCUCACUUCUAAAGACAGCAGGGGGCGCUGCACCUGGAAGGAACCAAACCAACAGCAUCCAGAAGGCUGCAGAAACUGUGAAGAGGAGAAGAAAACAGAAGAAGAGGAGGACAAAACUAGGCUGGAGGAGACAGAAAAAACCUGUCUGUCUUUGCUGGAGGAAAAACUCAAAGAUACUCUGACUCUACUGCUGCAGCUACGUAACAAGAACGUGUCACGAAGGGCACUGGGGAAGAUUGUGAUGGACACUCUGGAUGUGUGCAGUAGGACUGGAGAUGCUCCGUCCCAAGUCCUGCAGGUAGCCAAUGCCCUGUGCAUGCGCUUAUCCUCCAGUGAUCUCCUAGGAGACGGAGAGGAUGACGGAGGGGGAAACCUCUUGGUUCCGCCUUCUGGGUGUCAGUCCAGCAGUGUCAACUCUCUGCUCAUUUCCUGUUAACUAAGCUGCUACUGUGGUACUUACAGUAUCCUACAAUGUGGUACAGGACAAGUGCUGAAGUGCUCUUCUCUCUGUUUCUCCAUGUAUCUCUUUAGCUAUUUUUGCACCUAUAGAAGUU